Messenger RNA from Menidia menidia (Atlantic silverside), 1856 nucleotides. The record is from the annotation of a GenBank genome assembly. Lineage: Eukaryota; Metazoa; Chordata; Actinopteri; Atheriniformes; Atherinopsidae.
GAAAGCACCGCUAGCUAACGUGGUGAUGCUGAAGAGGGAUUUACGGCAUGUUGAAAGAGUAAAGAAGACUACCACAUCAAAGUCAGCGUUAAAAGGGGCAGUCAACCAUCUUGACGGCGUUACUCUCUGGGGCUGUCAGUGACCGGCCUGCCGACGUGGCGGGGCGGAAGAAGAGUCGCCGGCUGGCACCAGACGGAUCAAAAAUGUCCCAGGAGGCCCCCUCAGCUGCAGAGCCCUGCAGUGACACCACGCCGACACCUGACCCCCCGCUCCACGCUGACCCCGGCCCCUGUCAGGAUGUCCCAUCUGCCCUCACCUCUGCACCGGCUCCACCUGAGCCUCCUCUAAUCCCAGAUAGUGCGGACGUCCCACAGUCUAACCGGGAGAAAGCAGAGGAGGACAAAAACAACGCGUCCGAGGGUCAAACCGAGCCGCCCGCUGAGGGCCAGGCGGUCGUGUGUGACCAACCGGUCAGCCUGGAGCCGGACGCAGAGCCUGCAGGGGACCACGUGGAGAUGUCCCUCCAGCAGAAUGAGGGAGGUUGGGGAGGUUGGAGUUCAUGGGGAAAGUCUCUGCUGAGCAGCGCCACCUCCACAGUCGGACAGAGCCUUACCUCGGUUAAGGAGAAGGCAGGAGAGGCCCUCCGCCUCCACAGGACCUCAGUGGGAGAGGAGGCUCAAGAAGAGGAGGAGGCGUCAGAGGAGAGGAAAGAAGGAGGAGGCGAGGUGGAGGACGCUGACCCGUCCGGCACGGAGGAAUUGUCCUCCUCACGUUCUGUCGUUGCACCAAGCAGAGGGGUUUUCUCAACAAUCACACACGCUGUGCAGAACACUGGAAAGUCCGUGAUCAGCGGAGGUCUCGAUGCUUUGGAGUUCAUCGGAAAGAAGACCAUGACCGUUCUGGCUGAAAGCGACCCGGGCUUCAAAAAGACCAAAACCCUGAUGCAGAGGACGAUGCUGAAAGAAGCGAAGGAGAGAGAGCGGGCACGUCUGAGCAACCAGCCCAUCAGUGCUCCCACUGCUCACUACGGCAUUCUGUUUGAUGACUACCAGGGGUUGUCGCACCUUGAGGCCUUGGAGAUCUUGUCCAAUGAGAGUGAGGUCAAGGUCCAAGAGUUCCUCUCCUCCUUGUCGGAGGAAGAGCAGGACGAGAUGAAGAAGGAGCUGAUUUUCAUCAAAGAGAUUUUCCUCAAACAGCAUGAAGAAGAGGAGGAAGGAGAGGAGAACAGAGGACAGACGAAGGAUAAUGGUGAUCUAAGUUCCCACAUACACAGUUCUGUCCUCUUAUCUGCUGACGGUGAGGAGUUCGUAAGCGUUCUUACUGAGCUGCUGUUUGAGCUCCAUGUCGCUGCGACACCCGACAAGCUCAACAAGGCUAGAAUGAAGGCCCAUGAUUGGAUGAACAAGGUGGAGCAGCCUGUCACUACGGAGACAGUUGGCAGGGAAACGCAGGACGAGCCAGGACAGGCCUCACCUGGAGAGAGCAAAGAGGAGGAGGAGAAGAAAGACGGCGAGCAGCAGGAGGGGGGGGAGACGAAGGAGGGAGAGAAGGACGGAGAGAUAAAAGAGAGCGACCCGAGGUCCGCAGAGGGAGUCUACCUGUCGCUGACGUGCGCCAUGUGCAAGGAGGUGGAUUGUUUGGCCAAGAGGUUUUCUGACACACUGCUUCUAGUUGGGGGCCAGCGGAAAGCAGAGGACUUGAAUCCACUCGUGGACGGCGUGCUGCUAGAGGGUUCCAAUAGCACCAACUACAUCCACAACGCCUUCCAGCUGCUCCUGCCCGUCCUGCAGAUCUCCCACAUUCAGAGCCAGCGCCGCCACGCCGCCGCAGAGCCGGCGGCCCAGCUGCAGCACUAA